CCUCGAUCAAUGUCAUGCUGGCUGCAAAGACAUACCCAGCUGGUACUAGUAGCCAUUGCAUUGCUGCCAAUGGCAAUGGCAAUGGCCCUGGGGCACGUGAAGGCAGAGCACUGAGCAGCCGCCAUGUCAAUCUCCGUACGCACCACGUACCAAUCAAUCUUGGGUCCGCCUCGCUGUGCAUUUGGGUCGUCUCCCCUGGCUCACAUCUAGACUGCUGGCCUGGCUCCGCCUGAGGUGGAGAGCGGCUGCCCGCCAUGUCCUUGCGCAUGCGCAACUACGAGCUGGAUGAGAGCCGGCUGCUGUUGCAAAGGGAGCCCUGCUUCCACCACCCUUUGCUGCCGCGCGCUGCCCCGCGCCAGGAGGACGGCCCGGCCAAAGCCUGCGCCACUGCAGGCCCUGUUGAGGCAGGCCUGCCCCUCGAUCUCAAUGCUGAAGUUGACGACCCGCUGCGCCACGGCCCUGCAGUGGCCGUCCCCUGGGAGCAGCGCCGCGAGCGCCGGCCCUCCGAUGGUCGCCGCUGGAGCGGGGAGGAGCAGGAGAGGGCGGCCGCGGCCGAGUGGGAGGGCAGGAAGGCGGCCAUCCUGCAGCGCUUCACCGCCUCAGGAUCAAUAGCGGUGACCGCCAGCCUGGACGUGGUCACGCAGCCAGGGCGCGCCCGCCUGAGCGCGGCGCAGCGGCUAGAGCAGCUGGAGCACCCCCAGCGCGCGGGGCAGGAGGCGUCGCGCCAGGUGGCGGUGGCGGACGUGGUGGCACGCCUGCGCGAGCUCAACGCCGACCUGAGCAGCGCUUGGGUUGCAGCGGAGCGCCUCACUGCGCUGCGCCUCGCCAUUAAGGUGGCGCGCCUGCUGCUGGACGUGAGUGUGCCGCACUUCUACCCCACCCUCUUUGUGCUGGUCACCGACUGCCUCGACACGGUGGGUGGCCUCGUGUGGACGCGGAUCGUGCGUAAGGCGGAGGAGGGAGACACUCCCACAGGACCCCCGAAGCGGCUGCCAGCUGGCUUCACGUGGCGGGACGUGCCCGCGGCUGCGCAGGAGACGUGCCGCAACUGGUUCCACAAGGUGGGGGCCAUCCCCGAGCUGCUGCCCCGCCUCUACUUGGAGCUGGCGCUGCUGCGCUGCUACCACUUCCUGGAGCCAGCCCCCCCCGCGGCGACCCUCGCGCGCCUGUCCGCCAUGAUGCGCGGCCUCACCCACCCCCUCGCGGCCGCGUACGCCCACCUGUACCUGGUCAGGAGGACUGCCGCGGUGGCCCCCACAGAGAAGGCCCCGUUGGUGUCCGGCCUGCGUGACCGCCUGCUGCAGUACCGCAGCGUGCUGGCGGGCCACCACGACCCCGCCCUGCAGCGCAGCGCCCUCUCGCGUGCCGCGUACCUGCAGCUGCUGGACCCCCCCCUCGAGAUCACCAUCCAGGCACUGCUCAAGGACGCGCCCCCCGCACAGCUGCCGGGCCUGCUUGCCUCGCUGGCCUGCCUGGCCCCCUCUCAAGGCGGCCCCCCCGUUGCGCUCCCCCCUGCCGCUGUGGUCCUGCAUCUGGUGGCCCACCUGCCCGGCCCCUUUGUGGCGGCCCAGGCGCUGCCCCUCACGCGCCUCGUUGCCGCCACCAGCGACGCCUCCGCCAAGCAGGCCGCGCUCUUCUGUGCGCUGGGCCGCCAGCUGGCGGAGCACCCGCCUCCCCGCGACCAGCAGGCGGCCGUCCUGAACGACACCUGGAAGGUGGUGGCCCGCUUCUCGGACCUGGGGGACUACUUGGCGGUGGCGGACGUCAUGCUGCCCUUCGUGCUGCGCCACUUCGGGCUGCCCGAGGUGGAGGUCCUCUUGCGCGACAUUGCGCGCCACCUGCGCGGGCCGCCCCCUCCCCCCGCGGCGCUGGCCUCCCUGGAGCACCUCCUGGACACACUGCUCGCCGGCCCCGCCCCCCUGCCGCACCUCCUCGCCCUGCCCCAGGUGGGGGCGGUGCUGGCCGCCUUCGACGGGGACCGCCGCCUCUCCGCCUCGCGCUGCGUCCUGGAGGCGGCCAUCAACUGGCCCGCCCCCCUGACGGACCCUGCGUGCCUGCCGCCCCUCCUGGCCGCCGCGCGCGCCCUGCACGACGCGGUGGACCCGACCGUCCCGCCUGCUGCGCGUGCUGCCCCCGCCCGCCUGCUCUGCCGCCUCAUUCCCAAGGUCGCCUUCCGUAAUGACACGGAGCGGCAGCUUGCGUUCCUGGGGGACUGCCGGGCAGCCUUCUGCAACCUGGACGUGCAGGGCCCCUUGGUGCAUACGGCGCUGCGCCUGGCAGUGACCUCCCAGCGGGCGGGCGCGCCGCGCGACCUGGUGCGCGCCUGCCUCGCCUUCUGCGCGGUUACCCUGUCGGCGGUGGCCGCCCCGCUGCCGCGCCUGCAUCUUGCGCUCGCCACUGCCGAGGUGGCGGGCUCUGCGGGCGCGCUCGCCCACGCGGAAGGGGCUCUGCGUGCGGCCAUUGAUGCCUUGCCCGAGGUGGCGCGGUGGGGGCAAGACGCUGCCACUGCCGCGGCCGCGCCUCCGCCUUGUUCAACUCCUGACGCGGCCCUGGAGGCGGCUGUGCGCAAGCUGGCCAAUCUGGUGCUGCGCAUCCCCGCGUCCCUCGAUUCAGGUCCCUUGGCUCUGCUGCACCGCCUGCGCGCUGCGCUGGAGACCCUCUCAGGCUUCUCCCCCGUAGCCACUGCGGCUGUGCUGCUCCCCGUGCUGGCCGCCCUGGCGCAGCCCCGCCUGCCGGCGCCCCUCCCCGGCCUGCCCGCCCCUGCCGCCGCCUACUGCGGGGAGCCCGCGUACGCGGCCGACCUUGCGAGCCUGGCCGCCAGCGUGACUGCGGCAGCCAUCACGGCAGCCCACGCGGGAGAAGCACGGGCACGCGUAGGGCCGCCGCUGGGGCCCGUGCUGCGGCUGGUGUUCCAGCCCGGGGAUGACCUCGCCCGCAUGUGCGCGCAACUCUGAGGGCGAGCAACGGCCAACCGUAGCCACCAACCACCGAGUCGGAAGAGCCAUACGAUUGGGGCGGAUACACGGGAGAACUUCUGUGGCAGAACAUCAUGCAGCCACAGUCCUUCUUCGACGUCUGCGGUUCAAGUAUAUCAUGAAUGUUGAGGCGGGCUUCAGAGUAAGCAUAAGGGUGCGCGUCGACCGAAAAGUUGCAGAAAGCUUUCCAGAUUUCUUAGCCAAUCGGGUGGCUUUUCAGAUCCACGUGGUAAUUACGGUACAUACCAGAGGAGUGAUAUAGCUCGACAAGUACCGUACCUCCUACCUAACGGUACUACAAAGGCAACACUGGAGGCCAAGUAGAUUUUUGGUCGACGCGCAACCUAACCUGUCGAGAAUAUGUGGACAACAAGCUGCAUUUACCUAUGUACAUUGCUCUAUGACAUGCUCGUUGCAGUUUCGUUGAUGAUUAAUCGG
Molecule: messenger RNA, 3413 nt
Organism: Klebsormidium nitens
Lineage: Eukaryota; Viridiplantae; Streptophyta; Klebsormidiophyceae; Klebsormidiales; Klebsormidiaceae
Source: the annotation of a GenBank genome assembly